GUUACUCUGUUUACUACCUACACGAAACCAAUUGUUAUAUAUCGGGAAGGGGAAUAAUCAAACAAGCUUAUACAUCGAUACGAUAGACCUAUGGUUAAUCUGCGUAAAGCGUUUGAGAUAAAGUACGUAAAAGAGAAAAAGAUAAUAUUACGAGAAAAAACAAAUAUGACCAAAUAUUUUCUCUGAAACCAUAUAUUUUACUACUGCGUAAUAAAUAAAUAGAAACGUUAACUUAAAUAAUACAAAACGAAAAAAAAGGUAAUAUUACGAGAAAAAAUGGCACCCUUUGUAGGUGGUUAUCAGCAGGUAGACAGGUUAUAUUUAUAAUUCAUAUUUUGUCCAUACCUACCACACAUGUUUCGACCAAAAGGUAAUGAACAGCUUAAGUUAACCGAUCUUGGUUAAAAUAGCUUAAGAUACAUAACACGUAGAGAGAAGGAAAAGUAUUCAAUAAAACUUUCUUUAUCCUAACUUGACUUGUACAUUCCGGAACACUUUAAUUGGUUGUUAUCUGAUUUCUUGUCCAACUUACUUUUACUCUCGAUUAUGACGCCAUCUAAAGUUAGAUAACCACAAUUAUUUAGCUUAGUUCAAAACUUGAACUUACUUCUUUAACGAAAAACUUUUAUGAUGGACACGAAGCCUUUAACUAACACAUGAUAUUGCCAGCUUGCUUCAAGUAUUCAAAAAAUGAAAACGACAGCAGCGCGCUCAUGUCCUCUUGCAUUGUGUUCAAAAUACAACAAAAAUGUAGACAUUACUUUAAUCGUGAACUAGAAGUCAAUCAAGUAACGCUGUUGCAUUUAUAGUAUUAGUGUAAAAUGAAACGUUAUGUGUUAUCCAGCACAACUUUUUAGCGUGUUUUUUUUACUUUCUUUAUUAAUUUUACAUAGCAAUGCUGCCGAUUACACAUAUGAAAUUGACUGUAAUAAUUUACGAAUGGGACAAUACAUCUGCCCUCAUCCCGAUUAUGAUUUCAUAGAUCAAAAAACUCAACAACCUAAAGGGUGUACGAAAGAAAAUAAAGCCAAGGUGUUGUGUCUAGCUGCUGAUGGCCUUAUUUGUACAGAAACGAGGAAUAAUACUUUUAAAAAGGAUAUACCUUGUAAAUGGACGUAUGUAUAUGUUAAUGGAUAUUCCUUUGAGACAACUUUACUGUUGUCUAUAUUUUUGGGUAUGUUUGGUGCAGAUCGAUUUUAUCUUGGAUAUCCAGCACUUGGAUUGUUGAAAUUAAGUACUUUGGGUUUUCUCUUCCUGGGUCAAUUCGCAGAUGUAAUACUAAUAGCAACACAGAUUGUUGGACCAGCGGAUGGUUCACAUUAUAUUAUGCCAUAUUAUGGUGCCGGAAUUAAUAUUGUCACAAGUAAUAACUUCACUUACAGAGUGCCACAAUAUGAUAGCUAAAAGAACAAUCGCAGCACAGAAAUAAUAAUUAUUUUAAGAAAUUGUGUAGCUUUUGCUUCUGUCACGAGCAACGAUGUACAAUCCUACAUAUGAGUCCUAUUCUAAUAUAUUUUGAUGUAUUAUUCUCUAUAUAAUGCUAUGAUAAGUCUUAUAAAAAGAAAGCUGUCUUGUAGAUAUGUUUUUCAAUGAAAUAUUGUAUAUAAA
Molecule: messenger RNA, 1608 nt
Organism: Vespula pensylvanica (western yellowjacket)
Lineage: Eukaryota; Metazoa; Arthropoda; Insecta; Hymenoptera; Vespidae
Gene: bisc
Product: TM2 domain-containing protein CG10795
Exons: 3
Coding region: 832-1404 (190 amino acids)
Source: RefSeq, a predicted model, not a curated record